Molecule: messenger RNA, 1365 nt
Organism: Bipolaris oryzae ATCC 44560
Lineage: Eukaryota; Fungi; Ascomycota; Dothideomycetes; Pleosporales; Pleosporaceae
Exons: 3
Biological process (GO): proteolysis
Cellular component (GO): fungal-type vacuole
Molecular function (GO): aspartic-type endopeptidase activity
Source: RefSeq, a predicted model, not a curated record
CGUGCAGGUACGACGGCUGCUCCAAUCUCAUUUGCGCCGUCCCAAUACUUCGAAGGGGACGAUGGGAAAUGGUCCACCUUUGUAGUGCGUGUUGGCACACCCGAGCAGAGCUUUCGCGUCCUGCCAUCUACGGUCUCUAGUGAGACAUUUCUUCCCAUGGCCGGUGCUUGCAAAGAUGACGAACACAUGAGCGCGGUUAGUUUAAUUCCUAAAGAUUGUGCUUUUUCGCGUGGUGCGGAGCUUUACCAGGGUCGAACCAAUAAUGGUUUCCAGGCCAAUCUGUCCAGCACAUGGCAUGAGAUUGGCAUCUACCAGACAAUGACCCGUGAAGAGUUGGGUUACAACGCGUCUGGUCUCUACGGUCUAGAUACACUGGGGCUGAUGAUCGCGAAUUCCGGAGGACCCACUUUGGAAAAUCAAACAAUUGGUGCUGUGGUGAACCCACGUUUGUGGGUUGGAAGGUUAGGGAUGGAUGUCAAGCCUAGCAACUUUUCAGAUUUCGCGAAUCCGCAACGAAGUUUGAUAAAAACCCUGCAUGAAGAAGGUUACAUACCCAGUCUGAGCUAUGGUUACACAGCCGGCGCAUACUACAAACAACCGAACGUAUAUGGGAGCUUGACUUAUGGUGGCUACGACCAGUCACGAUUCGUUCCCAACAAUGUCACGUUUCCCUUUGAUGCCAAUGACAGUCGUAAACCUUGUCUGAAGAUACAGACAAUAAUAGGGCAAAACAUGUCCGGUGAGACUAUCAGUCUUCAGGAAACUGUCGUGCCGUAUAUGCUGGUCGACUUUGCAGAGCCACACAUAUGGUUACCAGUGUCGACCUGUGACCAGUUCGCACAGGCUUUCAACUUGACGUACGACAACAGCACAGACCUGUACUUGGUUGACUCCUCAACUCACGCAAAUCUCGUGGAGCGGAAUCCAACAAUUACCUUCGGACUUGGACAGACAGCAUCCGACCUCUCAGGCCGGGUCAAUAUAGUGCUGCCCUAUAGUGCGUUUGAUCAGCAGGCUUCCUACCCCAUUUAUGAGAAUGCAACCAAUUAUUUUCCAAUAAGAAGAGCGUACAACGAGUCCCAGUACACCUUGGGACGUACCUUCUUCCAAGAAGCGUACAUAAGGAUUGAUUAUGAUCGAGGGAAUUUCUCCAUCCACCAAGCGCUGUUCCCAACAUCUGGCGACAAACAAGAAGUCGUACCAGUGUUCAGUCCAACCGAAAUAUCAAAUGUCCAAGGUCGAAAACCACUGAGUAAAGGCGGGAUCGUAGGAAUAGCAAUAGGUAGCAUACUCUUGUUAGCAAUUGCAUCGUUUUUGGGACAGUGGGUUUGGCGGAAGAGAAGGAAGGCAAAGGCCCCACAACAG